This is a messenger RNA of Acanthisitta chloris (rifleman), 795 nucleotides long. RefSeq lists its product as uncharacterized. The record is from RefSeq and is a predicted model, not a curated record. Bases 1 to 795 code for a protein of 264 amino acids. The transcript is spliced from 2 exons. Lineage: Eukaryota; Metazoa; Chordata; Aves; Passeriformes; Acanthisittidae.
AUGAACGAAAUUUCCUGCUGCAGCACUUUUUCUUCCUUGUUGGAACCGAUUGUGAAGGCUUACAAGUACAUGACUGGUAUUUUUUCAGUGACUGAUACCUCAGAGCCACAGGUUUCAAACCGUGAUGACCAGGACAUAAAGAUGGAGAGACGCUUACUUGAGAAGCAGUAUAACCAAAUGAAACAGAAGCUAAAACUGCAACCACCUAUUAUUGUAUAUAAAACAGGUGAACAUGAAUCUGUUCCCCUAAAAUCAAUGGUUAAAGGUGUUCUAAUUAAUAGAGAAGUCAAAAUAUUAAAGUCAUUUGCAGAUGAUCCUGUUGGGAAGGUCACAUUGGAGACAACCAGCUGGGGCAAUGUACAAUACAACUCACUGUGGUACACCCACCUGCAAACUCACCACCUGAGUAAAAUCUCUGGACAAAGAAUUUCCUGGGAUCUUGACAACCACAAGAACGAACCACAGAGUUUUGACAACAACAGACUGAUUUCAAAGGGAGAUGACACACUGCAACCCAAGGAAUUAGGAGGAGCAAGUGAACAAUCUGCACUCAGGCAACCUGGAAGUUCAAGCACAUCUAACAGUUUCAGUAAGGAGAAUGACUGCAGCGUUUCAAGCUCCUGCCAAAAGCUUCCUCUGAAAUCAGCCACUUCAGCAGUUUGGACAUGUCAGCCUGUUUCUUCCAUAAAAUACACAUCAGCCUGCAACAAACAGAACUUUUACCCUCUCUCUAAUAAGAAAGGGCUCAGAAUCUCUGAAACAGCAAGGAGGCUUGGAUUGUAUGCCUCAAAAUGA